GGCAGGGGGCAGGUGGGCUGCACCGAGGAGUUAGGGCCACUGGAGUCCGCCGGACGCUUGAAGUUCGCGGGGCUCGAAGUGCCGGUAGCUGAGUCGUGCCGAGCGCGGCGUCCGACGUGGAGUUCCGAACCUGAAACCCCCGCACGUGUCCCGUCUCCGUGCCCGCCCGGCUUCUCUGCUCAGGGCCUUUUUUUCCCCGUUGCCACCGUCUCGUACCUGUUUUGCUGCCUGCUGUCAGCCUCUCACCCGCCUGAGCGAUCUCUGAAAUGCCAACAGUCCGGGUGAACUCCGGGCUCAGUCGUUCGGUGCAGCCCCACUGACUAAGCAAUUAUAUAAAAUUCAGCAGACAUGUCUCGAAGAUAUGACUCCAGGACCACUAUAUUUUCUCCAGAAGGUCGCUUGUACCAAGUCGAAUAUGCCAUGGAAGCCAUUGGACACGCAGGCACCUGUUUGGGAAUUUUAGCAAACGACGGGGUUUUGCUUGCAGCUGAGAGACGCAACAUCCACAAGCUUCUUGAUGAAGUCUUUUUCUCUGAAAAGAUUUAUAAACUCAACGAGGACAUGGCUUGCAGCGUGGCAGGUAUCACCUCCGAUGCCAACGUCCUGACUAACGAACUGAGGCUCAUUGCUCAAAGGUACCUACUGCAGUACCAGGAGCCCAUCCCUUGUGAGCAGUUGGUUACGGCGCUGUGCGAUAUCAAGCAGGCCUACACGCAGUUCGGAGGAAAACGUCCCUUCGGUGUUUCUUUGCUGUACAUCGGCUGGGACAAGCACUAUGGCUUUCAGCUCUAUCAGAGUGACCCUAGCGGCAAUUAUGGGGGCUGGAAAGCCACGUGCAUUGGAAAUAACAGCGCCGCAGCCGUGUCAAUGUUGAAACAAGAUUACAAAGAAGGAGAAAUGACUUUGAAAUCAGCACUGGCACUAGCUAUCAAAGUACUAAAUAAGACCAUGGAUGUGAGCAAACUGUCUGCUGAAAAAGUGGAGAUCGCCACGCUGACCCGAGAGAACGGAAAGACGGUGAUCAGAGUUCUCAGACAGAAGGAGGUGGAGCAGUUGAUCAAAAACCACGAGGAAGAAGAAGCCAAAGCUGAACGCGAGAAGAAAGAAAAAGAACAGAAAGAAAAGGAUAAAUAGGAGACAAAGUCGGGGCUUUUCUAACUCCUUUGGGGCGCCAUUUCUGUGUAAAAGCGUCCUACUCCUCCACACUGGGCAGGAUUUGCCCGUUUUCUAGCGUGCAGUGGAGAAAUAGGACACACAUGCUGAACUGGGUCCCUGUCCUUCCUGUCCAUCCGAGUACUUCACUGUGAGGAUGACGGUAACCGUCAUGGACCUCUUCAUCGCCCCCACACAGACCCCUUUUGGUUUUUUUGGAAUAAAACUUGGAAAGAAUGGAAA
Molecule: messenger RNA, 1395 nt
Organism: Tupaia belangeri chinensis (Chinese tree shrew)
Lineage: Eukaryota; Metazoa; Chordata; Mammalia; Scandentia; Tupaiidae
Gene: PSMA4
Product: proteasome 20S subunit alpha 4
Exons: 9
Coding region: 349-1134 (261 amino acids)
Biological process (GO): ubiquitin-dependent protein catabolic process
Cellular component (GO): proteasome core complex, alpha-subunit complex; proteasome core complex
Source: RefSeq, a predicted model, not a curated record